Messenger RNA from Microtus ochrogaster (prairie vole), 5544 nucleotides. It is a transcript of the gene Esrrg, whose product is annotated as estrogen related receptor gamma. NCBI's taxonomy places the organism in Eukaryota, Metazoa, Chordata, Mammalia, Rodentia, Cricetidae. Gene Ontology annotation, molecular function: zinc ion binding; sequence-specific DNA binding; nuclear steroid receptor activity. Gene Ontology annotation, cellular component: nucleus. The record is from RefSeq and is a predicted model, not a curated record. Gene Ontology annotation, biological process: regulation of DNA-templated transcription; retinoic acid receptor signaling pathway.
AAGGGAGCAGUUGGCACUGAAUGUCACCCUGAAGGUAAAAUGAAAGACAAAAGAGGAACGCAUGCUUGCUUUUGCAGCGGCUGCGGCGGAGACGGAGGCAGGAGCAGCAGGAUUUAAAGGGAAAAAAAGAAAUCACACGCACAUACAUACAUCUAUACACACCCAGAGGCGUCGAUUAUGCAAACGCAGUAAUGCCAUCAAAUCCUGACAGUGCCGGGGAAAUUUUUUUUUCAAAAAAAAUAGAGAGAUAUAUUUAUUUUAUUUUUUUUUAAAAAGAGGGAGCCAAACGCAUGCAAAGAGAAACGUGCACAUACCACGCAACCACCCGAGGAGAACCUGGCAGCCUGUCUCCUCUUCUGCCAAGUUAUCAUUAAGAAAACAGGGAAGGCAUCAUGACGUCCUGGGUCACAGGGAGUGCGGACCGACGCUACCAAGAGCGAAGGGAGGCGCCUGGGCGCUCCGGCUAGCCGCGGGCGCAGCUCGGCCCCUCGCCGCCCGGCUGGAGCUAUCUGCUGGUUCAUCAAUGAAACGACCUUAGAUGAUGAAGAUGUAAGGAAAGCAUCCCACGCUAACACUGCUGCAGUUUGAAAGGCUUCUCUGCAGAAUGUCAAACAAAGAUCGGCACAUUGAUUCCAGCUGUUCGUCCUUCAUCAAGACGGAACCCUCCAGCCCAGCCUCCCUGACGGACAGCGUCAACCACCACAGCCCUGGUGGUUCUUCCGACGCCAGUGGGAGUUACAGUUCAACCAUGAAUGGCCAUCAGAACGGACUGGACUCGCCACCUCUCUACCCCUCUGCUCCUAUCCUGGGAGGUAGCGGGCCUGUUCGGAAACUGUAUGACGACUGCUCCAGCACCAUCGUUGAGGACCCCCAGACCAAGUGUGAAUAUAUGCUCAACUCCAUGCCCAAGAGACUGUGCUUAGUGUGUGGCGACAUUGCCUCUGGCUACCACUAUGGCGUUGCAUCAUGUGAAGCCUGCAAGGCCUUCUUCAAGAGGACGAUUCAAGGUAACAUAGAGUACAGCUGCCCGGCCACCAAUGAAUGUGAAAUCACGAAGCGCAGACGCAAAUCCUGCCAGGCCUGCCGCUUCAUGAAGUGUCUCAAAGUGGGCAUGCUCAAAGAAGGGGUACGUCUCGACAGAGUACGUGGGGGCCGACAGAAGUACAAGCGCAGAAUAGAUGCUGAGAACAGCCCGUACCUGAACCCUCAGCUGGUGCAGCCAGCCAAAAAGCCAUAUAACAAGAUCGUCUCACAUUUGUUGGUGGCUGAGCCAGAGAAGAUCUAUGCCAUGCCUGACCCUACUGUUCCGGACAGCGACAUCAAAGCCCUCACGACACUCUGUGACUUGGCUGACCGAGAGUUGGUGGUUAUCAUUGGAUGGGCAAAGCAUAUUCCAGGCUUCUCCACACUGUCGCUGGCUGAUCAGAUGAGCCUCCUGCAGAGCGCGUGGAUGGAAAUCUUGAUCCUUGGUGUUGUGUACCGAUCCCUUUCGUUUGAGGAUGAACUUGUCUAUGCAGACGAUUAUAUAAUGGACGAAGACCAGUCCAAAUUAGCAGGCCUUCUUGACCUAAAUAAUGCCAUCCUGCAGCUGGUGAAGAAAUACAAGAGCAUGAAGCUGGAGAAAGAAGAAUUCGUCACCCUCAAAGCGAUAGCUCUUGCUAAUUCAGAUUCCAUGCACAUAGAAGACGUGGAGGCUGUCCAAAAACUUCAAGACGUCUUACACGAGGCCCUGCAGGAUUACGAGGCUGGUCAGCACAUGGAAGACCCUCGCCGUGCAGGCAAGAUGCUGAUGACGCUGCCGCUCCUGAGGCAGACCUCCACCAAGGCCGUGCAGCACUUCUACAACAUCAAACUGGAAGGCAAAGUCCCCAUGCACAAACUUUUUUUGGAAAUGCUGGAGGCCAAGGUCUGACUAAAAGCCCCCUGGGCCCUCCCGUCCUGCACGUUGAAAAAGGGAAGAAAAACCCAAGAGUGAUGUCGAAGAAUCUUAGAGUUUAGUUAACAACAUUUAAAAUCAACAGAGACUGCACUGAUGUUUUAGCAGCAACCGUACGAUGCAGCCUGUGGGUUCCGCCACAGCUUCCUGAUAGGUUUCCUCGUCUUUAUCCCACUGUUCCCUCUGUCCUGUUCCUGUCCCUCCCACUCUCCCUUGUUCCUGUUCUCACAUUUUGCUUCUUUCAUUAAUGGUUCCCUUUCUCCUCCCUUGUCUCCCUCCCUUCUUCCCCCUCUGUCCCUCCCUUCCUUUUUUUCUUUCCCCCCCUUUUCUUCUUCCUUUCCACCUCCCCCUUCACUCUCUAUGUCCAAUGCCUCUCAUUGCAAGGAACGUUUCUUUCAGCUCCUUCAUCUCUUUCCCUUUCUCGACCUUCCCUGUCUUUUCCUUUUCUCCGCUCUGCCGCUGAACUCUUAAAUGCGGUCUCUAACUGGAGAGAGAUGGAAGCCAGCCCUGCCAAAGGACAGAGAUCCAUAAUAUGGAUGCCCGUGAACUUGUCAUGAACUUUGACAUCCCCAGUGAGUAAGGAAUCAAAGAGAGAACCGUACCUAAAAGUACAGUGCAACCCAAGCGAAUCGACUUAGCGCAGUAUUAGAUUCCACGGGGCAGCCUCCUAUCCGAGGACUUAAGCGGCGGCCUCGGCUGCUUCUCCUUGCUUUCUCAUCUAGAUCAGUUACAGCCAUUUGAUUCCUUAAUUCUUUUGUCAAGUCUUCCAGGUAUUGGUUAGUUUAGCUACUAUGUAACUUUUUCAGGGAAUCGUUUAAGCUUUAUUCAUUCAUGCAAUACUAGAGAGAGGUAAGGAUACCGCAACUUUGCGCUGGCUUUGAACAAUUGAACACUGAUGAAGGACAAAUGAACCCUGAAGGAAGAUUUUUAAAAAUGUUUCGUUUCUUCUUACAAAUGGAGAUUUUUUUGUACCAGCUUUACCACUUUUCAGCCAUUUAUUAAUAUGGGGAUUUAACUUAACUCAAGCAAUAGUUGAAGGGAAGGUGCAUAUUACCACGGAUGCAAUUUAUGUUGUGUGCCAGUCUGGUCCCAAACAUCAGUUUCUUACAUGAGCUCCAGUUUGCCUACAUGUUCACUGACACCAAGGAUUAGAUUACACCUACCGUGAUGCCAAGCGGUCACACCCACGAGCACUGCACAUGGGAUCCCUAUCCGUAGAAUUCGCACCAGUACACCUCCCCGCUGGGAGGGACAGUCGCCAUACGAUUUCUAGCUGCCCUCGUGGUUAGGAACGAGAUGCUGCCUGGACGCAGUUACAAACUCUGUCUCAGAAGGAGCUCUGAGCCAAUAUCAUUUCAGAGGCAAUAAGGCUAACGCCAGAAUUCAAGCAACCCAAUCAUCAAAGACAGCAGACGCCUGACCAAAUUCUAAAACCUAAUCCGGAGGAGUUGAUUCUCUUAGGAAUGAUUGCUUAAAUUAACCUGCAGUUUUGUUUCGUUCCUCUGUUUGUUUUUUUACCAAGAGCUAAGCCAAUCGACGUGCUUUCCAAGCCGUGUGGUCACAGCAUGAAAGUCGGUCGGUUUCAGAACUGGAACCAGGUGUAAUCUAACGAAGAAAUCAGAUGCCCCCCUCCCGGAACCUACAGUCGCCGAAUAACCAGAAAACAGUAACCUCCAUAGAACGCUUUUACCAAUGGACCAGUGUUAGUAGCUGCUCUCUGUAUUCUGUGGACAGUCUUACUCUAUGUACACAGAUGUAAUUAAAGUUGUACUCCUAACAAAAGACUAGUUCAGCUUCCAUGUUCCAUGUUUGCUACGCUUUUCGGGACUUUACGUUGCAUUCAGAAACUGUCGUCUUGUUCUCGUGGUGUUUGGAUUCUUGUGGUGUGUGCUUUUAGACACAGGGUAGAAUUAGAGACAGUAUUGGAUGUAUACCUUCCUCAGGAGACUACAGUAGUAUAUUCUACUCCUUACCAAUAAUAAAAGAGAUUGAAACUCCAAACCAGUAUUCACUAUGAUCAGACACACAUCGAAAUCAUAAUAAUAUUUUCAAAACAAGGGAUAAUUUCUCUAAUGGUUUAUUAUAGAAUACCAAUGUAUAGCUUAGACAUAAAGCUUUGAAUAUUCAAGAAUAUAGAUAAGUCUAAUUUUUAAACGCUGUAUAUAUGGCUUUCACCUGAUCAUCUCUCAGAUGUUGUUAUUAACUCGCUCUGUGUUGUUGCGAAACUUUUUGGUGCGGACUUGCUUCCAAAACUAUUGCUACUUUGUGUGCUUUAAGCAAAAUACCUUGGACUGAGGAUGCCUCAGCCCCGUGCUAGGAAUACUGUGUAUCUAUCAUUAGCUAUAUGGGAAUAUAUCGUAGAUUGUGGUUCUCAGUAGAGAAAGUGACUGUAGUGUGAAUCUAGGUAAAUCAUCAUUAGCAAUUCAUUCGGGUGGUCAAUAACUUGAAAUUGAUAGCUCUGAUAAGUUUAAAAUAAAAUUGGCAAAUCCCUGAACAACCAUCAACAGAAAAUACAACUCCUGGGAGGAUAAAAAGGUGCUGAUCCUGUAAGAUUCUUUCAUCAUGUAAGUGUUUAAAAACAUUAUUUUCCAGAAGGGUUAUGCAGGGACUAAGUUACUACUGCGCAGCUGUGCUGUGUAUACAGGUAGAAUAGAGUGUAGCCACCGUUUGGCUGUAUCACACUGACGUAUCUGGGCUGCAGAAGUCAGAGCCUGCAAGUGUACACGUGAGCCAGAGACACCUUUGCAAAAUGCAGUACGAUGUGUAGUCCUCAGUUUAAAAGACUUGGCUUUUCCAAAAAGCAAAUAUCUCAUAGCUAAGGGGGUAAAAAAACAGCUUAAAAUGUAGAUCUAAAAGAAAUGCACGAGCUCUAGGGCAAACACCCGUUUGCACCCUGCUCGGGCAAAGUUUAUUGAUUUCUCAAGUUUCAGGCAAGACCGUUUCGUUCAUGCCAAGUGUCAGGAAAUCACCAAGGUGUAUGUUUUAGCUGUGCGAUUUACAGUUUUCUCUUUCUUUUAGCUUUGUUCUUAUUUAAAGCAAUAUGAUUGUGUUGACUCCUUGUAGUGACACUCGUGUUUAAUCAAAUCAGAUUGUUGUAUUUAUUCCGCUAUUUUGCAUUUAAAUGAUGACAUAAAAGAUAUAAAAAAUUUAAAACUGCUAUUUUUCUUAUAGAAGAGAAAAUGGAUGUCGGUGAUUGUAUUUUAAUUAUUUAAGCAUCCCUGUUUACCUGCCUGGGACAACAUUUCAUGGCAGUCUUAUGUGCAAAAGAUCGUAAAUGGACAAAACAAAAUUUAAACUGCUUACAAUGAUCCAGGAGUUGCAUUAUAGCCAGUAGUGAAAAUAAUAACACUAAUAAUUAUUAAUAAUAAUGAAACCAUGUCUAUAGCUGUAGAUGGGCAUCACAUCUGUAAAGCAAUCAAUUGUAUAUUUUUGUGAUGUGUACCAUACUGUGUGCUCCAGCAAAUGUCCAUUUGUGUAAAUGUAUUUAUUUUAUAUUGUAUAUAUUGUUAAAUGCAAAAAGGAGCUAUGAUCCUGUGACUCCAAUCAGUUCAGAUAUGUAACUCAAAUUAUUAUGCCUUUCCGGAGGAUGGUAGAACAAUAUUAAACAG